Ylistrum balloti is the source of this 1497-nucleotide messenger RNA. Its product is annotated as zinc finger protein 563-like. Gene Ontology annotation, molecular function: DNA-binding transcription factor activity; RNA polymerase II cis-regulatory region sequence-specific DNA binding. NCBI's taxonomy places the organism in Eukaryota, Metazoa, Mollusca, Bivalvia, Pectinida, Pectinidae. Bases 1 to 1497 code for a protein of 498 amino acids. Gene Ontology annotation, biological process: regulation of transcription by RNA polymerase II. The transcript has 6 exons. The record is from RefSeq and is a predicted model, not a curated record.
AUGGAUACCAGGGAUACCAGGGGAUACCAGGGAUACCAGGGGAUACCAGGGAUACCAGGGGAUACCAUGGAUACCAGGGGAUACCAGGGAUACCAGGGGAUACCAUGGAUACCAUGGAUACCAGGGGAUACCAGGGAUACCAGGGGAUACCAUGGAUACCAGGGAUACCAGGGGAUACCAGGGAUACCAGGGGAUACCAUGGAUACCAUGGAUACCAUGGAUACCAGGGGAUACCAGGGAUACCAGGGGAUACCAUGGAUACCAUGGAUACCAGGGGAUACCAGGGAUACCAGGGGAUACCAUGGAUACCAGGGAUACCAGGGGAUACCAGGGAUACCAGAAUCUAGAACAAACGCAUUACAGGAACUUGCCACGAAUUCUAAACCAACAGCUCUUAAAAUUGUGUGCUUUUUCCUGAUGAUGCCAAAAUCAUUUCUGGUGAGAAAUUCAAUUCGUCCAUUUGGAGAUCAGAUUCAAGGCAUGGACCCCACGUCUAGCGCCUUUCAACUAGUGAUGCCCAAAACCGCAACUGUGAGUCCUAAAUCAGAUAUUGGCCAAACGCCAUUCUACCCCUCCCUUCUUCAACUCCGAGACCACGCGUGGCCGGCACGUGCGGCACUUGAUGGCGACAAAAUCAGCACGAUUGGAGGAAACUUCACUGCAUUUAGACCCUGGCAGGAAAGGAAAGACAACGAAGCCGAUUCAUCCUGUCUUUGGCCAAUGAACCUGCUACCAUUCAUGUAUAGUGGAUGGGCCGGAAGUCUCGGGGUGGAUGCGCGAUACCUUCUUCAACACUUCCUGAUAUCUUACAACUAUUUUGGCGGUUACCCGUUACGAUACCCGUGUUGUCCGGAUAUCACGAAUGUCAAGGACGCAUGCACCACAGACAAAGACAGCCUGAAAGGAGAGUCUUCACCGGAAGAAUGCGAAAAUACAUACGAAUGCUUAAAGUGCAACAAAAUUUUCAAUACGCCUCAUGGCUUGGAAGUGCACGUGCGGCGUUCUCACAGCGGCACAAGACCUUACGUCUGUAAUAUAUGCAACAAAACGUUUGGUCACGCUGUAAGUCUUGACCAACAUAAGUUUGUCCACACCCAGGAGAGGACAUUUGAGUGUAAACAGUGUGGGAAAGGCUUCAAGCGUUCCUCCACACUGUCGACACACCUUCUGAUACACAGUGACACCAGACCCUACCCAUGUCCAUACUGUGGAAAGCGUUUUCACCAAAAGUCCGACAUGAAGAAACACACCUAUAUACAUACAGGUGAGAAGCCUCAUAAAUGUUUGCAGUGUGGGAAAGCUUUCAGCCAAUCUUCAAAUCUCAUUACGCACAGUCGGAAACACACUGGAUUCAAACCUUUCGCGUGCGACAAGUGUGACAGAGCAUUUCAGAGAAAGGUAGACCUUCGACGCCACAUUGAAACCCAACACAGUAUGACCAUGGUUAGAGGCGUACAGAAGUCUCUGAUGUUGCCAUACCACUUUCCGGGACGAUAA